CUCCUCUGACUGACGAGUCUUGGUCAGAGCAGUCUUCCCGGAGUCUAGCUCAAAUCUCUCCUGCUGCAGCUUCAGUGCUGACCGAGGUCUGGAAGGAGGGGACAGGCAGGGAAAAGCUUCCUUCCCACGCUGCGAGCGCCCAGACGACGGCGAGAUGACUGCUGGGAGCCCCGGAGACUGCGGGGAGGUGCGGAGGAGCCCCGAGGGCCGCGUCUCUCGCCUGGGCCGCCGCCUGGGCCGCCGCCGGCGCCCGCGCUCCCCGCCCGAGCCUCUGCGGGUGCGGGCAAGGCUGCGGCUGCGCUCGCCGUCGGGGGCGUUUGCGGCGCUGGGGGCGCUCGUGGUAUUGGUGGGCAUGGGCAUCGCAGUGGCUGGCUACUGGCCACACCGAGUCGGGGCUCCGGGCCCCCGGGCGGCCAAUGCUAGCUCACAGCCCAUGAGUGAGCUGCGACGCGAGGGGCGCGGCGCCGGCCGGGCUCAUGGCCCGCAUGAACGGCUGCGGCUCCUCGGUCCGGUGAUCAUGGGCGUCGGCCUGUUUGUGUUCAUCUGCGCUAACACGCUGCUGUAUGAGAACCGAGACUUGGAGACGCGACGGCUCCGCCAGGGGGUGCUGCGGGCCCAGGCGCUCCGGCCCCCCGACGGCCCCGGCUGGGACUGUGCUCUCCUUCCCAGCCCUGGCCCUAGGACUCCCCGAGCCGUAGGCUGCGCAGAGCCAGACAUUUGGGACCUGUCCCCACGCCAGGGUACCUCACCCGUCCCAUCAGUGCGGAGUCUGCGUUCAGAGCCUGCUAAUCCUCGCUUGGGGUUACCUGCCCUGAUUAACAGCUACCAGCUGAAGGGCCCAGGGCUGCCGCCACUUUGGAGUCCGCAGACCCAGACUGGCCACGUGAUCAUCACCGUGCAGCCCUCUGGAUCCUGCAUUGAACAUUCCAAGUCUCUGGAUCUGGGCCUUGGGGAGCUCCUUCUUGGGGGCGCAGCAGCUCGGGACUGUGCUCACCGAAGCUGGCCACGGCUGGACCGCCUCAGUCUGGGGGGGUAUGCCAAAUUGGGAGAAGGGAAGUUGGCCCGGGUCUGAGGAGCUGAGGGACAGCCUCCAAUGAGGCUGCAGCAUGGACCAUGGUAAUAGGACCAGGAGUCCCAAUGUCUAGUAGAUGCUUCAGCCACAUCCCAGGCCGGGGAUGGAUGCUCUGGCCACAGCAGCUGCUGAGGUAUCCUGACCUGCAUGUGGGCAAAGAAAUGCCAACCACACUAGGGUCUAGUAAGCUGGAGAGGGAUUAUUUCAAUGCGGAGAGUGGAGUAUAGCAUGGCUUGGCCUCAAGAAUUUCUGCUUCCACAUGUGGCCUUAGCCCUGAGAGAGGUGGAGGUCCAGGUCAAGAUGAUUGGGAGAUGCACCUGGUGUCUUGACAAACCCAAAAUGGUAGGCAAGGACCUCUAAAACUUGGAGGUAGGCUGGGGUGUUACAGGUUGGGGCAGGCUCCCUCUAAGGUGGCACUGGUGAUGCAGUUUGGGCCUUUGGGAAGAUGGGCAAUGGGGUGGAGUUGAGACCCUCCACUGCCGUCGGGGAUGGGGAAAUGAGCCUUUAACUCUCACCACCUCAAUCCCUUUCUUCCCUUAGCUACCUGGGGCAUAUCCCACCUGGGCUACACUACUGCCACUGCCUUCAUACUGAAGUCUGGCUCCUCCCUAAACAGGCCUGAGAAGCCCUUUUCUCCCCUUACCUUAUGGUGGCCUAUAUUGUAAAAUUUCUCUCCAUUUGGCAAAGAGCAUUUGCCAAUUUUCAGAAAUCUCUUUAUACAAUAUUGAAGCUAUAUUUUGGCCAAUGUGGGUAGCUUACUUUAGAAAAUAGCUUGAGUUUAGGUCUCCCCCACCCAUGUUUAAUUUUUUCCAAGUUGCUGGUAGGAAAAGAGAAAUUUAAAAGUAGAUCAAUCCUCACAGUCCUUUUUCCUUUUUUUUUUUAAGUUUAUUGAAAAAUGCAAUACAAGAAGCAAGACCAAACACAUAUCUAAACACUACAGCCACUUUUCUUACUACAAAAGGCCAAAACAGCAGACCCAACUAUUGCCUACUUGAUCUAAGGAUUUUGCCAAUUUGAUUCUGCUGUCAUAGCUUCUAUUUUGUCAAGAAAUGUAAACUACUCAAUGUGAUUCAUAAUUUUUAAAAAAUUUACAAAGCUCCUUCAUUUUUGUCACCAAAAUAAUACAUUUAAGAGAGAUUUGUAAAAACAUCCAGCCUGGGGUUGAGAUCCUGGGCAGAGAUUUCCCAUGAGCAUCAAGGGGGGCUGGUUACACAGCUCUGGCUCCAUUUCCAAGGUGGACUGUCAUCUCCUCACCCCCAGCUGCUCAGCAGGCCCCCAACAUAGCGAUGGGCCUGGGGGGUGCAGGUGCCCUGACAGGUCCCUGCAGUUAGGCUCCCUGAGCCCCCAGCUUAUAAAUACAGGUCUUACUUUGUGGGUGGAUGCCAGAGACCUCACGUGGCUUGGAAUAAAUUUUUAUUUCUGAAGUGAAAAUAAAACUGCAGUGAGA
Nycticebus coucang (slow loris) is the source of this 2519-nucleotide messenger RNA. RefSeq names its product transmembrane protein 200B (gene TMEM200B). NCBI's taxonomy places the organism in Eukaryota, Metazoa, Chordata, Mammalia, Primates, Lorisidae. The transcript is spliced from 2 exons. The coding region runs from base 155 to 1072 and encodes 305 amino acids. The record is from RefSeq and is a predicted model, not a curated record.